AUGGCGGUUGACGGCCUUGAGAACUACGCUCUUGUUGAGUUGUCUGCCCUUGCAGUAUCAAACAAGGCAUCAGUGCAAUCACUUCGGUCCCUUUCGCAGAACAAGCUGUUCCAGGAGUUACUAUCAAGCGACGCACCCCCGGACCUGACACUACUGGAUGAGCCCAUGGAAUAUAUCCGCAACUUCACAAGCGACUUCCAGCACCAUCUUAUCGAGCACACUGAUGCGCUUUCCAAGUCUUCUGCAGCAGCCGAGAUCCUCAAGAAGGCGUUUGCGGGCGAGAAGCAUUUCGAUUUCACCCCUUUCCUAAGCCAGCUAGCAGAAGACGAUCUUGUGGCAUUCGCGAACAGCAAGGCUCUGAGACACCUGAAGACAGCCAACCUCUCUGGCAUCGGUUCAUUCCUCGAAGCCUGCCCAACCGCGGCUGCUAUCGUGGAACACGUCAAACUUGACAGCUUAUAUUUGCUUACUCGCCCAGAUCGUCGGACUGAGGACCCGUCCGAGAUGGUGGAGGUUCUUACAAAUGGUUCCAACCAACCUCUGGUAAGCCAGAGGCUUGUGCUGGGCUCUGCCUUCUCCCGAAGUCUCCGACGAACGAACGAGACCAAUUGGAAAGCCGCCCUCCCUGGAACCGGCUACUGGAAGACUUUUCCCGUAAUGCAGCUACUUUAUCACGGCCCGACGGAGUUCAAGGGGAUCCAGGGCAGUCGGGAAAAUGGGCCCUGGUUGUCGGGCUUCUUCCUGUGCGACGGUCUUCUCACGCCAGUCCGCUUUGUCACCGGUCUCCUCAACGUCGUCAAGGGCAGGUCCAAGGAGCCCCGCCAAGCCGGAAACGGGAAUGGACAGCUCGACGUUCCUCUGAAUUUUGCCUGCGCCCCUUCUACCCUCAAAACCUUCACAUUUUCGAUUGAAGUGAGCCCCAUACCAUCAGAGGCCUUGUUCUGCGCCAGAUCGGAGUAUUACUCGUACCCUAAGAAACGGCCGACCGGUUCGAUCCGGGACAUUCACCCCAAGGGUUGGACUGCGGUCAUGGUCCACACGGCCGCCAUGGACCCCCAGACGCUCCGCCAGGUGCCGGGCUCAGCUCGAUUCCGAGUGGCAUUGGUGCGCUCCAAGGCCCGCCCUGUACCUCUCAGGCGCUCCACGAUCGACCCGGGCGAGCUCGAGGUCGUCGAUCUGAAGGGAUUCCUGGAGCUGGCUGCGCCGGAGCAUGCAGAUGACCUUGAGGCCUGUCUGUCAGGGCUUACUGCCUGGGCCCAGACCGAUGACGAUCUUGUCAGCAAGCUGACAGUAGACGAAGUCGUUACGACGUUGCAGGCUUUUGUGGACGGGGCGGAUCAGUAG
Molecule: messenger RNA, 1344 nt
Organism: Diaporthe citri
Lineage: Eukaryota; Fungi; Ascomycota; Sordariomycetes; Diaporthales; Diaporthaceae
Exons: 2
Coding region: 1-1344 (447 amino acids)
Source: RefSeq, a predicted model, not a curated record